AUUAUUAUUACAAUAUCAAAGUAGUUAAAUAAACGAAAGAUUUUUAUACUAUCAGUGCCUGCAAUAGUCUGAUUCAUCUGGAUUUUAUACACAUAACCAUGAUAAGUCUUCACUCCUGUGGUUUCGUCUGCACUUGCCUCAGUUUAUGGGGCAUUGUGCAAUUGUUAUGGCUAGCUCUUCUGUUCUAUAUAGAAUCCAUGGAGCUCAUCCACGAAGCCGGCCCCCAAGUUGAAUCAAUCACCGACUACAAUGCAUUUUUAACUGCAACAAAAGAUGGUUACAAAAAGGUGGCAAGAAAUUGUUUUGUGGCCGCGAUCAUUUACGCAUUAACGUUCAUUAUCUCGCUGCAUUGUAUCAAGAAGGCGAAGGCCAGGAAAGCCAAACAAGCCAAGGAGUUGGAAAAUGACGAACUGUUUUGUACUCCAAAGGAAGUGGUUCCUAAGAUAAAAGAUAAGGUGGUCAAGGAUAAAGCGAAACCAAAAACGAAGCCUACCGCACCAGAAUCGGAGACCGACGCGCCUGCACCAAUACCGUUUUUGUAAGACUUAUACCCACAACAAAAGUAUGUCAUAUAUUAUUCUGUAUAGGUAUUUAGGGCUACUUGCACCAACAUAUUAAACCUAGAUUUAGUGUUAAAUCUCGAAUUAGUGUCAAAUUUUAUAUGGAUUGACGUUUCUUAAAUCGAGAUUUGACACUUCGGGUCAC
Plutella xylostella (diamondback moth) is the source of this 705-nucleotide messenger RNA. Its product is annotated as ribonuclease kappa-B. The record is from RefSeq and is a predicted model, not a curated record. NCBI's taxonomy places the organism in Eukaryota, Metazoa, Arthropoda, Insecta, Lepidoptera, Plutellidae.